AUGCGUAUUCAUCAGUAUAGUGUACAGUUCGCGGAUACGACGUUUCGACUGACUCCAGUUGACAAACGCCGCUAUUUCUGGGAGACGGUUCAGAAUACUCCCGAUGUGUUUCCGAAACCUUUUGCUGUCGCUUUUGAUGGAGACGCGAUCAUGUUCACCGUUGAUAAGAUUGAACUGCAGGAAUCUAAAUCACAGUUUACUCUGGUAACCAUGAUUCCACGCGGACGCAGUGAAGUAGAGUUGCAGAUCGAAUUUAAGUAUGUAAUGGAAGUAUACAUGAAUUUCAAACUUGCGCGUCCGAUGGAAAUAUGCGACAGAUCGAUGCUGCCAAUACAAGCUUUGGAUAUCAUUAUGACUCAGGGAAGGGCGGCAGAUUCCUUUUUUCCAUUCCGAAAUGUUGCUUACCAAAUUCCAAAGGGAGGAGGAACGUUCAGUUUGGGGGGAGGCAAAGAAGUUUGGCAUGGUUUGUUCACAUCCUGUCACAUCGCAAACGCAUUUCGCCCACUGGUCAAUAUUGACGUGACUCAUGCAGCGUUCUUUAAAUCACAACCAGUCCUGUAUUUCAUGGCGGAAGUACUAUCAACCGAUUUCCGUACCGAUUUUGACGUGAAUCGAUUAGAUCGCAGGUCUUCGUUAAACCCGCAAGAGCUAAGCAUUUUUAGAAAGAAUAUUAAAGGGCUGACGGUUUAUGAUACACAUCGGGGGAAAAUUCGACGGCAUACGAAAGUGAGGGAUGUCGUCAUUUCCGCUGCAAACGAAUACUUUGAUGGAGAGAAUGGAAAAUUAACAGUUGCGCAAUAUUUCAAAGAAAAGUACAAGGAACUUCAGUUUCCUUGUAUGCCGUGCGUGGUAUGCGGAAGCGCUAAAAAGCCUAUAAUACUUCCUGUCGAGAUAUGUUAUAUUGCCGAAAAACAAAAGUCUUCCAAAAAGCUUGCUCCGGAACAGACGGCCAACAUGAUCAAGGUGCUUGAUGAUGUUUAUAAUUUUCUUGUAUCCUCUUAA
This is a messenger RNA of Soboliphyme baturini, 1002 nucleotides long. Lineage: Eukaryota; Metazoa; Nematoda; Enoplea; Dioctophymatida; Soboliphymatidae. The record is from the annotation of a GenBank genome assembly.